UAACAGUUUGACAUUUGGACUACAGGUGGCGCAUUGUUAAUAUUCAAUUUAACCUAAAGAUCAAUUUUAUAUCACAUGCAUUGACUGAUCAAAACAUACGAACUUUGAUUACGGUUCCAAAGUGGUAAUCAUUAUCUGUUGAUUUUACAAACACCCCCGGAAAAAUCCCAAUAGUCAUAAUCACAAUAACAGAUCGUUUUACCCUACACGCCAUUAUCCAGAAAAACCAAAAAUGAGUGUUGAACUGGCUGAAAGGUGCGCUGUACCUAACUGUGACAAUACCGCAUCUACUGGCAUUCCAUUUCCAAAACAAACAGAAACUUUGGAAAAAUGGUUACAAUCUUUGAAAAUACCAGAUUUUACACCAACUCCGAGAAGUUUCGUGUGUUUGAAUCAUUUCGGCAGCGACGAUAUUUUGGAACGCAUUGCAGGUAAAAAUGCAGACAUUGAACAUGUACUGGAACAUAUACCUAUUCCAACAUUACCAGAGUCAAAAAUUGAUCUAACGAAGAACACCAUUACUUCAACAAAAAGCUAUGACACACCAGAAGCGGUUUUUGUAGAAGCCUCAGUUUGUAGGUUAUGUAUGAAUGAAGGAGCUGAAGAACAUGUUUUUGGGAUAUAUGAAGAUGUAGUCAUUUCAAAUUUAAUUAACAUCUGCAUUCCUCCAAUUAAGAUUUUAAAAAGAGAUGGUUUAUCUAAAUGGAUUUGUAAAAAUUGUGCUGAGACUUUAUAUAAGUUCUACCAGUUUCGAAAUACCUGCAUUGAAAUAGAUAAAAGACAAAAAAACAUGUUAAAGAUUAGUUUGAAACGUAAACAUGAAGAUGAACUUGCUGCAAAUGAUUUAAAGAAAAAUUGUGUAGAGCUUCAGGAAGACAUUGUUAACUUACAAUCAUUAACCACCCAACCAAGCAUCAAAGUUGUGGAUGCUGAAUUAAUGAAAGCUUUAGAAGAAAAAAUUCCUGAGGAAAUGAGAUGUGCUGAGAAUAUUAUAAUUGAAGUACAAAGUGAUGAUGAAAGUGAUCAAAGUCAAGAAAUAUUAAAUGUAUUGAGUGAUGAUAACGUGGUUAUGGUUGGUGAGAAAGAAGUCAGGUUACCAAGGGGUAUUAAAGUUAAAUCGAGUCAAACUCAAUUGAGGAGCGAACUAAGAUAUGUACAAUUAGUCCAGGAAGUGGAGAACACUGAGUUUUGUUUAAUUGAUAAUUAUUUAUUUGAAUACCGACUAUGUAAAGGAGAUAUCAGGCACCUGAAAUGUAUAGUUACAAAAUGUAAAGCUACUGCGCAGCAAACCAUGACGAAAACUGGUGUUUAUGACAGUAACGUCUGGUUAAAAGAUGAUCAUAACCAUCCAGCACCUUCUGUAGAUGAUCGGAAGAAGCAAAUGUUUCUACAUAUGAUGCGAAGAAAAAUGCAGUAUGAUAAAAGCCUCAACUUCAGGAACGUUUACGAAGAGUUCUGUGAAAAGGAUCCAGAAAUUAAAAAAUUGGUCCCUUUAAAAACAGUCAUCAACCAGAUUUGUUCCCAACAAAUGAAUUUAAAACUGCCGCCGAUUGAAUCAUUCCAGCACUUUUUUGAUAUAAUUGAAAAUGAUGAACUACAAAAGCUACAUUUUACCCACACGAAUGCACAAUUCUACCAAGAAAAAUUCGCCUCAAGUGAUGGUUCUCAAGCUGUCGUUUUUGCCAAUUGUGAGACCAUCGAAAAGAUAUCGGACAGUAGGAUAAUGUAUGUGGAUGCUUCUUUUAAAAUCGACACUCCUGAAGCUUUCAAGUAUCACCUCGUUUCAGUUCUCGUAUGGUUAACGGAUAGUUAUUACCCUAUAAUGUUUGCUCUCAUUAAUGAAAAAUCUCAAGAAAUCUACAAGAUGAUUUUUUCUUAUCUCCAUGAUACUUUGGCGCCAAACCUGCGACCUGUCGAAAUUGUAACAGAUUAUGAAGCUUCUUUGUAUUACUCCCUGGGUGAAGUAUAUCUAGAUUCGCAUAUAGGAGGAUCCGUUUUCUACUACACCCAAAACUUGUACAAAAAGAUUUGUUCCCUAAAUCUAUCGCGGGAAUUGGAAACCAAUUCGUGCUUCCGAAAUAUCUAUCACAUGAUUUUAAUGUUACCAUUGUUACCAGUCAAUACAAUCGUUGACGGCUUUAACAACAUCCAACAACAAGCCGUUGAAAUGGGACUUGGCGAAUUAACAAAACCAAUUUUCGAUCAUGUAAAAUCUCAGUGGAUUGACAGGGUAACUCCUGACUUGUUUUGUGUUCACAGACUGGAAAACCGAAUCAACGAAAAUGUUAUAGCACCCUUCAAAAAAUUACGUGAUUUCAUCAUGUUAUCAAAGGGCAAAAUGCUGAAACAAUAUAUCAACAUUAUAUCUAUAGUCGAGAAAUUAAUCGAAUUGGAAAGCUUCUUGUCAGUGGUUUAUUCAGCUCCGUCUAAAAAAUCAUUCGCUAGAGAUUUAAGCAGUUCACAAAAGAAAAACGUUAUCAGGGCAUGGCAAUUUAUAGAAAGUCAUCCUAAAAUUAACAUUAAUAAUUUCUUUACGAAAGUGCUGGGUUAUAUUAAAUGUAUGGAAAAUCAGUUGUGGAUUUGGGGUUUCUAUCGGUAUUCAGGAGAGGCCAAUGAUGAACUCAUAAACGCGGCGAACUUUUCCAUAGUGAACACUACAAGUGAUGAUAAUGACGACCAUAAUUAUGACCAGCACCAUCAGUACGUAAAUUACGCGUACCCAGAGGAUGAAGUUGUUGUGGACGUAGUUAUUGACCAAAAAAAUGGAUUUUUGAUUAAAGACACUGAAAUGCGAGAGCAGAUGCAGUUGCAGACGCAGAAUAGUUAUAUGGAAUAGUACGUUACAAAAAUAAAUCUUCAUAUAAUGAAAUUUUUUAAAUGUGCCGUGUUUCAUUUGUUAUACACGUUGCUAGCUUUAUAAACAUUAGGAAAAAUAUUUUUUAAUUUUCUUGUAAAUAAAGUGUACAACAGUAUUAUUA
Messenger RNA from Zophobas morio, 2978 nucleotides. RefSeq lists its product as uncharacterized. The coding region runs from base 233 to 2836 and encodes 867 amino acids. The record is from RefSeq and is a predicted model, not a curated record. Gene Ontology annotation, cellular component: nucleus. NCBI's taxonomy places the organism in Eukaryota, Metazoa, Arthropoda, Insecta, Coleoptera, Tenebrionidae. The transcript is spliced from 8 exons. Gene Ontology annotation, molecular function: zinc ion binding.